AGGGACAAACAAUAUAAUAUAGAUUAUAAUGAACUUACUAAUAGUGCAAAUAAAUUUGGUUUUGCAAAAUAUUUGCAUGUAGACACAAUGCCUAACUUAAAAAUGGGUCUCAAAAGUCCAGAAUAUGCAGGCUUGUUCUUUGAUGUCGAUCCUGAUAAAAUUUUCAUUGAUCUGCGAGAAAUUGGUCAUGGGAGUUUUGGUGCUGUUUUUUAUGCUCGUAACAAUCAAACAUCAGAAGCUGUGGCUAUUAAAAAAAUGUCUUUUUCAGGAAAAAAUUCAAAUGAAAAAUGGCAGGAUAUUGUAAAGGAAGUCCAGUUUUUUGUCAAUUUGAAGCAUGAAAACCUUGUCAAGUACCAUGGUUGCUACAUUAAAGAAAAUACAGCAUGGCUUGUUAUGGAAUACUGUAUUGGCUCUGCUUCAGACAUAUUAGAAGUACACAAGAAGCCAUUAGCUGAGAAUGAGUGUGCAGCUAUUUGUCACGGUACAUUAAAUGGAUUGAACCAUCUUCAUCAGAAUAAUAGAAUACAUCGAGAUAUUAAAGCUGGAAAUAUUUUACUUUCAGAAAGAGGUGUAGUUAAGCUAGCUGAUUUUGGAUCUGGUUCCAUGAAAGUACCAGCUAAUUCUUUUGUUGGAACGCCAUACUGGAUGUCACCUGAAGUUAUUCUUGCAAUGGAUGAAGGUCAAUAUGAUGGCAAGGUUGAUAUUUGGUCUCUUGGGAUUACCUGCAUUGAAUUAGCCGAAAGACAGCCUCCAUUAUUCAAAAUGAAUGCAAUGAGUGCGUUAUAUCACAUUGCACAAAAUGAUCCUCCUCGACUUACCUCUAGUGAAUGUUCUAAUGAGUUCAGAGAAUUUGUUGUAAAAUGUUUAGCAAAAGUUCCAUCAGAUCGUCCAUCUGCAGAAGCUCUACUUAAUGAACCAUUUAUAUUGCGUCAAAGACCUAAGAACACGUUAUUGAAUUUAAUUGAAAGAACAAAGAGUGCUGUUGCAGUUUUAAAUAAAGCAAAUUACAACAGAAUCAAAAUUAUGAUAGCUGAUUCUGAAGAUGGCCCUGUCGAACAUACAAGUCCAACAAAGAAGACUGACGAAGCAUUGUGGAAUGACUCUCAAGAUGGAGGUGUUGAUAUGAUAGAUGUGGAAACAAAGAGGGUGAGUGUAACAAGCAGAGGAAGUAACACUAGUGAUACAUCUCCAACAGCAAGCUCAGAAGAUGAUUCCAAUAGUCUUUCAUCUUCAGCAGAUAAACCUGUUUUUUUUACAAGUCCAGUCACAGAGAAACAAGUUGAUGAUAACAGGUUUUCAACAUUGCGUCCAGCACAGUUUGUUGCUCGUCAAGUACAAGAACAUCAAGGUUCUGAUGCUUAUAGAGAACAACUCCUUGUUUAUAAAAGAGAGCGCCAGCAACAUCAAAAACGCUUUUUACAGAUUGAACAGAGGCAGCAGCAAGUUAUGUGUGAGCAUCGCAAACUUUUAGAAAGAGAAUUUGAAAAUCAAAUGCAUUUGUUUGACAGAGAAAUGGAAAAGCUAAAAUCAAAGCACAGGCAAAUACUUGAACAAAGUAGCAAAGAGAGUAUUAAUGAAGAAAAGAUUCUAAUGCGUCAAUUGAAAGAAAAGCAAGAGGAAGAAAUGUGCUUUGUCAUGAAUCAGUUGAAAGCAAACUACAAGCAAGCAAAACAGAAUCUUAAAAAGGAUGAGCAAUUGAAGAGAGCAUCUGUUACAUCUUCUCAGUUAAGAGAACAAUAUGCUGAUCAGCAAAAGAUACAAGAACAACAAACAGCCUUUCAACAUAAAAUUAUGGUAGAGGAAGAGUUACGAAAAUUUAAAAAAAAUCAAAUUUUAAAACGUCAAGCUCAACAAAAAGAAAUGCUAUUUGAAGAGUUAAACAAGUUGCAAGCUCAAAAAGAUAGAGCUCAUCAGAUGUUGCUCCAUCAUCAUAAGUGUACAGAGGAACUGGAGUUUAGUCAAAUCAAGGAAAUGCAUGAUUUGCGGCUUGAGCAACAAAAAAUGUUGCAUGCUACUGAGUGGGACAAUCAAAUGGAGUACAAUAAGAAAGCAGAGUUAGAUCUACAAAAAAAACACCUACUUGAACUUAGACAACGACCAAAAAAUUUAAAAGCUCAAGAGGAUCGUGUUAAGAAACAAUUUAGAGAAACAUGCAAGAUACAGGAGCGUCAAUACAAGCUGCUACGAAAGCAGACAUUAGCAAAUACUCCCAGAGAAGAACAUCAAGCUGUCAUUAAUAAAUUUGAAGAAGACAGAAUGAGAAAGUUUGCUGAUCUUGGAUCACAAUAUGAACAUAGCAUCAGUGACUUACUUCAAAAACAAAAAGUUCGCUUAGAUGAGAUACAAUUGGAGGAACUAAAUGGGUUGCGUGCUCAACUUAAGCAAGAACAAGACAUGCUUAUCACCUAUCAAACAAGACAGUCUACGCAUUUAAAAAAUCAUAUGGAAAAAGAACUUCAGGAUCUUCAAGAUAGAGUUGCCCUUCGUAAAAAACUUCUUGAAGAAAGGAUGUGUGAAGAGAGCACUCGACUUCAAGAUAUCCGACAAGAUCGUCUUUUAGGCUUACAAAAUAAACACCAAAACGAAUUAUUAGAGUUUGAUGGUUAUUUGCGGAAAAAUAGUGACAAUAGCUCUCACUUAAAUAACGUUGCGAGCUCGGGUAGUCCGAGUCUGAGUAGAAGUUUUAAUCAGACUAGUCCUCGCAAUAGUGGGCGUAAUUUUACAGCACCCACAAACCGUUUACCAAACUCUUCCCGUGAAAGUUCAGUGAGUAUGAGCAACCUACAACAAACAAACAUUUUUUUUAAUCCCCAAAAUGACGACACCACGCAUAACGCGUCUAAUUUUACACCUUUGCGAACUCGAGAGAAUCGAAACGGUAACGCCUCUGAUCGACGCUCUUAUAUUGAUUCGGGAAAAAGAUAACUGAACUAUAGUGUACAUAUGUCUGGGUGUUAUUACAAAUGGAUAGACAGAAAGUAGUCUAAUAAUAAAAGCUGUUCAAUGAAGCUAUGAAAUAAGCGUGAAUGCAAAAUUGUUAACUGAUAUUAACUUUAUCAAAGCAGGGUAAUUACAACAAGUAAGUUAUUGUCUCAAUAAACCAAUCAGCAUUUAAAGAGACUUCAAGAUAUUAAAAAGAGUUGCAGAUUGCAAAGAUGAAAAGAAAAAAAAAUCCGUGAUAAAUUUCUUAGACUUUUAUUCGUGUUUUGAACUAGAUUUUUGUUUUCUCUUUUAACUCCUGAUAUUGUAUUCUUUAUACUGUUUUCUGUAUGCUGUUUUGGAACUUUUUAAUUCUUUUUUUUUUUUUUUUUUUUUUUUUUUGUAUCGAUCCUACUAAUUUUUUUUUUCAAAAUUUUGUCAAGUUCUUAAGUAUACACGCUAUCCGAGAAACAAGUUUUUUUUUUCUUUUAUAAUAUUUUAUAAAGGUUUAGAUUUUAUUACCGGUUUUCAAAACAUCUUGUAUUUUAUGAUAAACAUCAUCGUUGAAGAUUGAUUUUUAUUUUUA
This is a messenger RNA of Hydra vulgaris (swiftwater hydra), 3505 nucleotides long. RefSeq names its product serine/threonine-protein kinase TAO3. Gene Ontology annotation, molecular function: protein serine/threonine kinase activity; ATP binding. Lineage: Eukaryota; Metazoa; Cnidaria; Hydrozoa; Anthoathecata; Hydridae. Gene Ontology annotation, cellular component: cytoplasm. Gene Ontology annotation, biological process: protein phosphorylation. The record is from RefSeq and is a predicted model, not a curated record.